Molecule: messenger RNA, 1113 nt
Organism: Silurus meridionalis
Lineage: Eukaryota; Metazoa; Chordata; Actinopteri; Siluriformes; Siluridae
Gene: dcun1d4
Product: DCN1, defective in cullin neddylation 1, domain containing 4 (S. cerevisiae)
Exons: 11
Coding region: 85-927 (280 amino acids)
Biological process (GO): protein neddylation; positive regulation of ubiquitin-protein transferase activity
Cellular component (GO): ubiquitin ligase complex
Molecular function (GO): ubiquitin conjugating enzyme binding; ubiquitin-like protein binding; cullin family protein binding
Source: RefSeq, a predicted model, not a curated record
CGUGGGCGUGGCUGACACGGGCGUGUCCCGCCCCCUGGCCGGUCUGCAGCUUCGCACACAAAUACAGUGGAGUGUUUGAUAAAAAUGCACUCAGAUGCGACAAAUUUUCAGCUGAACUCCCACUUGUCCACACUGGCCAGCAUCCACAAGAUCUACGACACAUUGCACAAGCUGAAUCUGACUGAGGACGUUGGCCCAGACACUCACUCUGCAGCCUGCUGCUCCAAAGCCAUGCCCCCAAGGAAAAAGAGGAGGCCCACUGCGGGAGAUGACCUGUCUGCGAAGAAGAGUCGCCAGGACAACGUGUACAGAAGACAGGAGUCAUCACAUAUCCAGGAAGCUGAAGCUUUCUCCAGUAAGAGAUGUCUGGAGUGGUUUUAUGAGUAUGCAGGUUGUGAUGAAGUGGUUGGACCAGAAGGCAUGGAAAAGUUUUGCGAAGAUAUUGGAGUGGAACCAGAGAAUGUGGUGAUGCUGGUAUUGGCCUGGAAACUGAAUGCUCAGAGUAUGGGUUACUUCACCCUGCAAGAGUGGCUUAAAGGAAUGGGUUCACUUCAAUGUGAUUCAACUGAAAAACUCAGGAACUCCCUUGACUACCUGAGGUCUAUCCUCAAUGACGCCACGAGUUUUAAGCUCAUCUACCGAUACGCCUUUGACUUUGCCCGGGAGAAAGAUCAGAGGAGUUUAGAUUUAAACACUGCCAAGUGCAUGCUGGGACUUCUGCUGGGGAAAACCUGGCCACUGUUUCCUGUGUUUAACCAGUUUCUAGAGCAAUCCAAGUAUAAAGUAGUAAAUAAAGACCAGUGGUGCAAUGUUCUAGAGUUCAGUAGGACCAUUAACUUGGAUCUCAGCAACUAUGAUGAGGACGGGGCUUGGCCAGUUUUGUUGGAUGAGUUUGUGGAGUGGUACAAAGACAGAGAGAUGUCAUAGCAACAACCGUCAUGGCCUCUACCAUCACCAAUAACUAGAAAGUAAUCUGCAACAGUCACCCUGGCAUCAGUGAACGAAAUGACUUAGAAAUGGUCCUUACAAAUGAAACCUAACCGGACCAGGUGGGGCAAACUGUAGGCAUCCUACCACUGAAUUUGUGUGUGUGUGUGUGUGUGUGUGUGUGUG